Lactuca saligna is the source of this 1169-nucleotide messenger RNA. The record is from the annotation of a GenBank genome assembly. Lineage: Eukaryota; Viridiplantae; Streptophyta; Magnoliopsida; Asterales; Asteraceae.
CAAACAUGCGAUGACUAAAAGAAUAAAAAUAAAGAUGAGGGGUAAAAUGAUAAAAGUGAAAGAGUAUUAUGCAACUGAAUUCCCACCCCACCCUCUUCUUCUACACAUCAAGAAACACAACUGAAAGAUUUAACCCAAUUCUUGUUCAUAAGCUAUGGAAGAUGAAAUGGUGUUUGAAGAUUCUAACAACAUCACAUCUUUCUUGAAUCCUUCUUCUCAAGUUCUUGAUUCUCUAUGGAUUUCCACCUCCUCUUCCACCUCUUUUCAUGGAGAAACCAACACAGCAAACACAAUGGCUCCGGUAAUCGGCGGCGAAACCCAAGACGAAAACUACUACGGUCAACCGGAGAAGAAACGGCGGCUCAUGGCGGAGCAAGUGAAGUUUCUCGAGAAGAGUUUCGAGGUCGAGAAUAAGCUUGAACCCGAAAGAAAAAUUCAGCUAGCAAAAGAGCUAAAUUUGCAGCCUAGACAGGUGGCGAUCUGGUUUCAAAAUCGCCGAGCAAGGUACAAGACGAAACAGCUUGAAAAAGACUACGAUUUCUUGAAAUCAGACUACGAUAAGCUCAAAUUGGAUUUCGAUUGCUUACAAAAAGACAAUAAUAAGUUAAAAAUCGAGGUUCAAUUUCUGAAAGAAAAGUUAGUCGAAAGGGGGAAAGCAAAACAAGAAUCAUUGGAAUGCGGGAUUCCCGCGAUGGAAAUGGAAUCAAAAGGUGGGAAACCAAAUCCGUUUCCGAUUGUAACUCAAAACGGAACCAAUGUGGUGAUAUGCAAAAUCGAAGACGCGAAUUCGGUUUCAGCCAAGAGUGAUAUUGUUGAUUCCAAUAGCCCACAUCAAGAUUCAAGUCAUUUGUUGGAAAACCAAUCUGAUUUUUCACAAGAUGAAGAUGAUAACGUGAGUGGAAAUGUUCUUCGGUUUCAGAAAUCUGAAUAUGAGUCUUAUUUUGAGAUGAGUGAAAGUGGUCUUGGAUACCCUAUUGUUGAUCAAAGCUUUUGGCUUUGGUCUUGAUUUUCAAUCUUGAUAAAGGGUAUUUAAUAUCAAGAUUCGUAUUGCAUUUCUUAGUAGUGAGGAGUCUUGUUGCAAAUUAUACUUAGAUGUUAAUAAAUAUCUCUUUUAACAUCUUUUUGUUUCGAGGCAUUGGUUCACAACUUCUCAUUGACCUAUAUUUCGA